Messenger RNA from Monosiga brevicollis MX1, 1285 nucleotides. RefSeq lists its product as uncharacterized. The transcript has 10 exons. Bases 1 to 1203 code for a protein of 400 amino acids. Gene Ontology annotation, biological process: DNA repair. The record is from RefSeq and is a predicted model, not a curated record. Gene Ontology annotation, molecular function: double-stranded DNA binding; polynucleotide 3'-phosphatase activity; ATP-dependent polydeoxyribonucleotide 5'-hydroxyl-kinase activity. NCBI's taxonomy places the organism in Eukaryota, Choanoflagellata, Craspedida, Salpingoecidae.
AUGCCCCCACGAUCCAGCAAGCGAUCCGCGGCCCAGGCGGCCGCCGCACAGGCAGACGUGGAGAAGAAAUCCAAGAUCGCAGCUGGCUGGCAGGACGUCGGCGAAGCCGUCGUCUACAAGGGCAAGGCGCUGGCUCCCUUGCUGGUCUAUCACACGCCGAAUUGCCGAGAGGAUGCCAAGAAAAUCUACGCCUUUGAUAUGGACUGGACUGUUCUAAAGCCGAAGAGCGGGCGCAAGUUUCCCACUGGUGCUACAGACUGGGAAUUUAUCUUGCCCGAGGUGCCCAAGAAGCUGAAACAGCUCCACACAGACGGUCAUCGCAUCGUCCUCUUCACAAACCAAGGCGGCAUGGAAAAGGGCAACACGACGCCGCUUGAAAUUAAGACCAAGAUCACGACGGGCAACAAUCAUUUUCGCAAGCCCAGCGUGUUCCUCUGGCGUCACUUUGCCGAGCAGUGUUGCGCCGCUCCACCCAGCCCCGAGCAGUGUGUAUUCGUGGGAGAUGCUGCUGGUCGUGCGAAAAACUGGCGGGCAGGCGCACCAAAGGACUUUAAUGCCAGUGACCGGAUGUUUGCCGAAAACAUUGGCAUUCCGUUUCAAACCCCAGAGGAGUUUUUCCUGGGUCAAGCCCCCGUCUCAUCUUUUGAUUACGGCGCCUUUGAUCCCAAACCUUUGCGCGCUCAGCUCGCCGCCCCGCCCCCUACAAUCGACCCCAGCAAGACUCAAGAGAUGAUUGUAAUGGUUGGGUGUCCUGCAUCGGGUAAGAGCACCUUGAGCAAGCAUAAAUUUGAGAAGGAGCACGGCUACACGCGCAUCAACCGCGAUGAGAUGGGCACGGCAAGUAAAUGCAGCAAAGCUGCCGCUGCGGCCUUGGCUGCAGGCCAAUCGGUCGUUAUCGACAACACCAAUGGCAGCCCUGCGGCCCGUAGCGAAUGGAUCAAGCUGGCCCAAAAGCACAAGGUACCCUGCCGAUGCAUUCUCAUGGAAACACCGCGGGACCUGGCCGAGCACAUGAAUUUGUUUCGCCAAAACACGACUCAAGGUCGUCAGCGUCGCGUACCCGCGGUGGGCUACAAUGUCUUCUUCAAAAACUACCAAGAGCCCACCUCGGCAGAAGGGUUUGCCAGCGUUCUAACAUACCCUUUUGUGCCGCAAUUUGCUUCAGACGAGGAACGAGACAUGUUUUUUCACUGGACCUGCUAGCUGAAGUGCCCACCCCAUGUGUUGUCAUCGGGCUCUCUUUUACAUAUCCCUUGCUUGACAUGUGAAUCCACAUCCCCUUCAA